AUGUUUGAGAUUGUCCUUUUCUUUCUCAGUUGCUUCCCUUUUCUAUGUGCAACUGGAUUCCAACCUCUGCCAAGAUAUCAAGUUGUUCAGGAAGUAGUACCAUUGGUAGAUCAUAGUUGGACCUUACUACAAGCCUCACCUGAAUCAUCAGCUACUACCGAGGAGGAGGAUGGUAUUUCGGAUGCCGAAGCUCUCCUGGCGUGUUGGUCCUACCUCAAACGCCGCAAGCGGAUUGGGAAUUGGACCAACGCGGAACGGCGGAAAGCCAUCAAGGAGUCAAUCAAGGAGUCUGGCAGACCAUCAUUCUUUUGGGGAGAGGACGACUCGGAGCUGCUCAUGGAUGGUGAUGUAGAGUAUGAGGAUGAUGAAGGCGAAGAAGAGUAUUACGAUAGGAAUAUUGAUGGCGAGAACACGGAUUAUAUGGAUGGUGAGAAGGAGGUUAUCGAAAAUGAAGACGAUUUUAGUACAGAGUGGUUUGGAGAGUUCACAUCCUUUCCAACGGAACCCACUGUCACUCGGGCACGCCGGUCAUAUUCGGCCAAGCAGGUAUGGAAGGAUCCAGAGUUUCGGAAGCGGUGGCAAGAAAGUCGAUGGGGAAACAAGCUAUCCAAAGAUGACAAACAUAAAAGACUGGUAGAAAGCAGAGUGAAAAAGUUGCCACGAGAAUUUUGGGGUAGUGACGAGCUGGCGAGUAUGACAAAAGAAGAUAUCAACAUGGCAAUCGAAUCUUAUGUGAAUGGACGGAAGAAGCGAAGUGCAAACGUCAAGAAAGCAUUGCAAGAGCGAAAAAAGGCGCUCGAAUUCCCCUCGCCAGACAGUGAGGACGACCGUGUCGCUAGAAAUUCCUUGUUUGCCGCGGAUCAUGAGACUCUGAAAGAGCAACAACGUCUUCGAUCACAGAAGGCCAAAGCAAGGUAUCAAACGCGGCUGGAUAAUGAACAGAGAAAAAAAGGAGCGCUCGAACCUAAAAAACCAGCUUCAAAACGAACCUACUUGCCUAGUGGUUCGACACCACAAGAUGCAGUUAUGCGGAUUGAAUCAAAGUUGGAUGCGCAUGAGUAUCCUGCGGUCAGCGACUUGAAAAUCAUCAUGGUGCCACAAAAACUUGGCAAGCGGAGAGGCUUGUUGAAGCGAAUACUGUUGGACUUUUUCAAUCUUCGAGGAAAGUGUAUACCAAUUGAUUUGACCGAUGAAUCCAGCGACAAAGAGUUCAUCACCAAGGCUCCUAUUCAACAACUGGGAGAGUUCGCCAUAGAGCUACUAGAGAAGCGGGCUGAAGAAGAGUGA
Molecule: messenger RNA, 1287 nt
Organism: Cylindrotheca closterium
Lineage: Eukaryota; Bacillariophyta; Bacillariophyceae; Bacillariales; Bacillariaceae
Source: the annotation of a GenBank genome assembly